Humulus lupulus (European hop) is the source of this 714-nucleotide messenger RNA. RefSeq lists its product as uncharacterized. Gene Ontology annotation, biological process: root development; shoot system development. Bases 1 to 714 code for a protein of 237 amino acids. The record is from RefSeq and is a predicted model, not a curated record. NCBI's taxonomy places the organism in Eukaryota, Viridiplantae, Streptophyta, Magnoliopsida, Rosales, Cannabaceae. The transcript has a single exon.
AUGGGACGGUUGAACUUUGAGGGUUUGAGAAACUUACACAACUCUGCAAACGACCUAUUACUAGUUCAACAGUGUUCUCUGGUGGUGGACUAUAAACGACAAGAGAAAAGGGUUGACGAGGUUUCAGAAGCAUCUUUGAGAAUGUUGGAGGUUUGUGGUGUUUCGAAAGAUGUUCUCUUACUCGUGAAAGAACAUCUCCAACAUCUUCAGUUCACGUUGCGCCGAUUAAGCAUUGGAGAACUGACCAAUAUCGAGAACAAAAUCUCAGACUACAAUCGUUACAGAAAGAAGUUGAAGAAAGAGACUCUCAAUUGCUUGAACUCCCUCAAGCAGGUCGUCGUCGUUGUCGUUCCAUCGUCAGUAAAAAACGACAAUCUUUCUGUUGUCGUUGAUGUGUUGAGGGAAGUGAGAGUGACCACUAUCUCCAUCGUUGAGUCUCUGUUCUCACUCAUUGACAAGCCCUGGCUAGGGCUUGACCAGAUCAAAUCCGCCAAAACGUCGUCGUUUCUUGGUUACUCUAAGUUCAAGCGUGUGAGUAAUAAUAAUACGGGACAGAGUUUGUACGACAUAUAUGAUUCGAUGGAGCUUCGUAGUGCUGAUAAGAGAUUGGUAGCUGUGAAGAUAACUAUCGAUUGUAUUGAGGUGGAAUUGGAGAGUAUUAUCAGGCGUUUGAUCCAAACAAGAGUUUCACUUCUAAACAUACUUACUAAUUAA